UUUGAACUUUGAAGUUUGUGCUUUAAUGAAAUCAAACCUCGCGUUGCAAUCACCUUGACAUUUUUUUUUGUGCAAUUUACCAAUUUCAAAACAUUUUGCAAGUAUAGCGGUUGAAACCAUGAUAAAAACUGUUUAAUUUAUAAAUUGUCAUUAUUGCAUAAUUUUGUUAACGUUAACAGAUAAAUUGUGAAAUAAUUGUUCCACUCUUCCACUACCUAUAUCAUUAUUUGGAACAAACAUUUUAAUUAGUAUGGAAGAUUCACGAGUUGAAGAGCUCAUGAAAGAGUUGAGAGAGCUCCGAGCGAAUAUUUCGAGUAAAAAUGAAAUGAUAGGCCAAUUAGGAGAAAGACUGAGACUGAGUCGAAAGUUUUCAGACAUGCUCCGCUAUAACUGCUGUGUUACGGAUUUUAAUCGUCGAUUUAUUCUCCCAUCGGUUUCCGAAGUUCCAACUAAUGACGACGAAUGGUUAAAUGCUUAUGAAGAAUUCAGCAUGCAAAACUCCGAUGCCGCACGUGCUUUUGUAAUGGCCAUCGAAGAUAAUCAAACAACAGUGAAAGACUUUGGUUCAUUUCUGAUGAAAUUGUCAAGAAUCGCAAGCGUACUACAUGAUCAGAUGAAUAAAUUAGGAGGUGAAUGGAACGAUCAAAACGAAGACAGAUUCCUUAUGAUGGCAGUCAUUAUACCCGAUAUUUCGCCCGGUAAUCGCAACGUUGUCGAGUGUUUGAGUGAAAUAUAUAAACGUUUCUAGUAUUAUAAUAUAAGCAAUAUGCAUUACCUUCUUUGUGCCGAUCUUUAACGAAACGAUUAAGUUUAUACGUUCGUUACUUUUUUUUUUUAGUCAUUUUCGAAUAUAUUUUAUGCAAAAUAAGA
Planococcus citri (citrus mealybug) is the source of this 870-nucleotide messenger RNA. RefSeq lists its product as uncharacterized. Bases 251 to 748 code for a protein of 165 amino acids. The transcript has 2 exons. The record is from RefSeq and is a predicted model, not a curated record. Lineage: Eukaryota; Metazoa; Arthropoda; Insecta; Hemiptera; Pseudococcidae.